Messenger RNA from Pseudopipra pipra, 8314 nucleotides. RefSeq names its product serine/threonine-protein kinase pim-3-like. The coding region runs from base 89 to 1729 and encodes 546 amino acids. The transcript has 5 exons. NCBI's taxonomy places the organism in Eukaryota, Metazoa, Chordata, Aves, Passeriformes, Pipridae. Gene Ontology annotation, cellular component: cytoplasm. Gene Ontology annotation, molecular function: protein serine/threonine kinase activity; ATP binding. Gene Ontology annotation, biological process: protein autophosphorylation. The record is from RefSeq and is a predicted model, not a curated record.
GUCCCAUUGCCGGUGUCCCUGUGCCAGUGUCCCACUCCCGCUGUCCCUGUCCCGUUCCCGGUCCCCCCUCCCCUUGCCGGCCCGGGCCAUGGCCCCGGCCGUUCCCCUGUGCCGGGCGGGGCCGCCCCGUCCCCGGCCCUGGGCGGCCCGGCGCGGUCUCGCCCUCGCCCGGCUCCCGGCGCGCCGGCUGUGGCGCUGCUGGGCGCUCCUGUGGGGCUGGCUGUGGGACGGGCUCGGCCUCGCCGCCCCUUGGCUCCGCCUGGCUCGAGCCCGGCGCCUGCCGGGGCCGGCGGGGGCCGCGGGCGCCGCGGCCGCUGCCGCCUCCUCGGCGGCUUCCCCGGCCAGAGCUCCGCCGCUCGCCAGCCCGGCCGCCGGCAGCGAGCCGCCGCUGCCCGCUGCGGCUGGGGAAGCCCGGCCCGGGCCGCUUGAGGGGCGCUCGGGGGCCGUGCCGGGCCCCGGCCCCAACGCUGACGGCCACGUCUCGCCCGCACCGAAGGCCAAGGAGCCGCUGCACGAGCGCUACCGGCUGCAUUCGCUGCUGGGCAGCGGCGGCUUCGGCCGCGUCUACGCGGGGACCUGCCUGGCGGACGGAGCCCCGGUGAGUGCAGCAGGAGGAGGAGGAGGAGGAGGAGGAGGAGGGCGGGACGGGCGGCGAGCUCAACCCGCCCUUCCCCUCGGCUUGCAGGUGGCCAUCAAAGCCGUGUCCCGGGAUGGCAUCCGGCGCUGGGGCGAGCUGCCUGACGGCACCCGGGCCCCCCUGGAGAUCGUGCUGCUGGACAAGGUGUCCAAUGGCUUCCCUGGUGUCAUCCAGCUCCUGGAGUGGUUCGAGCUCCCCAACGGGUUCCUGUUGGUGAUGGAGCAUCCGGAGCCGUCUCAGGACCUCUCUCGCUUACUGAGGGCGUGGGGGUUCCUGCCGGAGGAGAUGGCGUGGGGGCUGUUCCGCCAGGUGCUGCAGGCCGUGCGGCACUGCACCAGCUGCGGCGUCCUGCACCGGGACAUCAAGCCCCAGAACAUCCUCCUCCACCUGGCCACCGGCGAGGCCAAGCUCCUCGACUUUGGAUGUGGCACCUUCCUUAAGGACACGGUCUACACCCAGUUUGCAGGAACACUGUCAUACAGCCCGCCAGAGUGGAUCUACCUCAAGCGCUACCACGGCGAGGAGGCGACCAUCUGGUCCCUGGGCAUCCUGCUCUACCAGAUGGUCUGCGGGAAGCACCCUUUCCGCAAAGGCCCCAACACCAUCUGGGCCCAGCUCCCGUUCCCAGCACGGGUCUCUCCAGGUGGAUACCAAUCUUUGUGGCACGGGGGGAAUAACGGUGUUGGGAGAGGGCAGCGGGCUCACGAGGACGCCGCUCUUGAAGCUGUUUGUGUCCCAUGGGUGGCUGGAGGAGGUGGCCUGUGUCCUGCCAUCCUGCUCUCCUCCAAAAGGGAGAAUCGAUGGAGAAGUUUGGGCACAGCUCUGAGCACAGCCAGCACAGCCUGGGCACGUGGACAGUGGGACAGAGGGGACAGGAUCCUUCUCCAACUGACCGGCCAUUUUCCCCCCAGGCUGCCAGCACCUUAUCAGGUGGUGUUUGUCCAUCCGCCCCUCGGACAGGCCAGCACUGGAAGACCUGUUGUGCCAUCCUUGGGUGCAGGGCAUUCCCCUGCCCUAGAAGACGGGAGAGAUCCACGUGCUCCCUUUGAUCCCGGGGCCUGGCAGACAGCUGGGCCCUCAGCAGAACGCUGACAGCCUGGUCUGGCCCCCAGGGAAGGAGAAGGGGCCUCUGGAGAAGCUGUGCCGGGUGGGCCUGCUGCUGGAGACAUCGAGGACGACGUCAGGGAUGACAAGCUCUCAGUUGACCUGGACGCCGGCGAGCUGAAGAGGAUGGACUUUGAUUCUGGCCCCUUCCUCCAAGCCGUGCUCCACACGCCGUUUGCAGAUGAGUCCACACCCAGGGGGUGCUCCCGGACACGGGCAUUGCUCAGCCUGGCUGGGCACCGAAGGUUCCCCCUUUGCUGAUGGGGAACCUGAGGAAUUCUUCAGCCGGCUGCCAAGCUGCUUCUUGGCAGGAGGGCGGGCGGGUGCUCUGGGCUGGCUGUGAAAUGGGAGCCCGGCUCUGCCCCCAGCCUCUGCCACUGCCCCUUUGCUGGGCGGGGCUGGGGCAGGGGCAGCCAGCCUGCCAAAAACAAACCCCCGUGGGGGGAGCAAAGGCAGGGCUGCAGAACACCAGCUGCUUUGGGCUGCAGGCCAGGAAAGGCUUGGGCUGCCUUGGCUUAGGAGCCUUUCUUUGGGCCAGUGCAGCAGGGCAGGGAGAAGGCCUGGGUUUUCCUGAGCUGGAGGAGGUGGGGUUUUCCUUUGGCCUGCAGGGCUUGGGCCUUCCUCAGAACCCUGACAGAAGGUUAACAUUUUACCUUUUUUUCUUGUUUCCACUUUUGGUUUGUAAUCUCUGUUCAUGAAUUUGUUGUUUGUUUUCCAGGGAAGAGUUGGAGCUGGUGCCCAGUCCGGGUUGGGAAGGGCUGGGACCAUCCCUGGAGAGGAUCUGACGUCCCCUCUGAGAAGGCUGAGGACAUCCUUUGGGACACGCUCUUCUUGCGGCAGCAGAUCUUGGGAGGUAGAUGCUCAUCUUGCCCAUCUUGUCAGCAGGAGUGGGAUAAUGGCUUUGGGGAGAUGGCAGCAGGCACAUGAACAUCCCGCUCUUGCAGCUGCUGAGGAGGUUGAUCUCCUGGGCUUGGCUGGAGGAGGUGGCACCUGUGUUGAGUAAUUGCUGAAAUCCAAUCGAUCUGGGAUGACCCCAAAUGACAGUUUAGUUUUCAGCUUGCUCGAGCUGUAUCUCAGCAGCUUUUGGGUAUCAUUUUUGGCCCCCAGACAGGACACCUCUGCCUGAUCUCCCGCGGAUCCGAGGGAUCUCUGGAUCUUCACGCCAGCACCAGGACUUUGCUGCAGAAGAGCACAGAUCCCCAGCCCAGUCUGGGACACAGAACGUGUGAAAGGGCAGAAAGAUUGUGGUGUGAAUGCAGCGCCCUCAGAGCCCUUGGUGUGAGCCCGGAAAGGAAAAUCAAGCUGAGGGACAAGAUCAGUCUAAUUUGGGGACAUUGUUGGAGGUUGGAGUUGCAGUUCUGGAAGAAAUCCCUGAGGAAAUGGUGCCCCCGGGGAGAGGAAGAGGAUGAGAGCGUGGGCAGCCUGCUUCAAACAUCCCCCCAGGAGACUUGGGAUCAGUCCCUGUGCAUCCUGUAAGAAAGAUGGACACUGGAAAUGGGAUUGUCCGCAACUGAAACUUCAGAACCCUCCGAACCCUCUCGUGGCAUCACUGAAGACGACUGAGGGGGCACCAGAGGAUUCUUCCCCAUCAGAACAUCUGGUUCCAGCCAAGCUAAGCACAAUUGUUUGUGGCUGUGGGAACUUGUUCCUCUGUGUUAAAUCCAGGGAAAUGAAACUCAAGGGACAAUUCUAGAACAAUUGUCUGGUGUGCCAGGGAAUUGGGAAACUGGGCCAUUUUUAAUGCUGUGGCUUUGAAAUUGGGAAAACAGUGGUUGGCUCCCCAGUUUUUGUAUUUCCCCAAUUCCCCAAAGCCUCUGCUUGGGAGAGAUCUCUUGGCAAAAUGAAAUGCCACAAUCCAAUUGAAAAAUGGUCCAAUAUAGGUUAUUAUUGCAGAGCCUAAUUCUGUGCAAGUUUCUAGUUUUGCAUGAGAGUCUCCCAAAGCAGAAGUAAUCCAUCUGCCACCAUCACUUGGGGAUGCAGUGGUUCCAACAGGAUGGGCUGGAGAGGUGCCUCCAUGAUCCAAGAGAGCAGAACCCGUGAGAAUUCCAGAGAAACCUGGAGUGGGGUUGGUGAGGCCAAAGCAAUGUCCUUUGCAAAUAGAAAGUUGUAAGGGAUUCUCACCCUUUGUAGAACAAUUGAUGAAAUUUUGCUUGUGAAAAGAAUGUGAAUCUAAAUGGAAUGCUCCAGUUUUGCCAGUCAAGCAGGCAAAUGGAAGGCUAUGCCAGUUAGUCCAAGACCUUAGAGCUGUAAAGAACAGAGUAGAAGAUAUACAAGCAGUCAUAGUGAAUCCUUACACUUUGCUAACUCCCCUAAAUGAAAGUUUAAUAUGUUUCACAGGAUUAGAUUGGAAAGCUGCCUUUUUGUGUCUCCCUUUGAGUUGGGAAAGUCAAGAGCUUUUUGCUUUCCAAUGGGAAAAUGCAAAGCCGGGGAGGAAAACCCAUCUGACUUUGGUGGUCCUCUUGCAGGGGUUUAAAAAUAGCCCCCCAAUAUCUGGAACUCAAUUGGCAAAGGGACUGGAGGAAUGGAGAAGUCCAAACCCACCCUCUUGGAGCCUUAUUGCAGUGUGGGGAUGAUCUUUUGAUGCCACUGAUGCUGAGCAGCAACGUUGGGGUCAGACUGUGGCCCUGUGGAAUUUCCUUGGGCUGAGUGGAUAUGGGGUAUCCCAAACACAAAGUGCAAGUAGUCCAGAGCCCAGGAGCCUCCGUGGGCUUUGGAAUUCUCCAAGGACAAGGGAGGCUGGGCCAGGAAGGAAAGAAGCAACCUGUCAACUGCCCCAGCCCCAGCAAAGGAAGCCCAGAGCGGGAUUGCUUCCAGACUAGAGGAGAAGUGUAUUGGGGCAGAGCUGACUUAGGAGACAGCCCCUUGGAAAGUCCUGGUUGGGAAUUGUUUCCCAGUGGGGGCAGCUUUGUCCGGCAUGGAAAACAAUUCUCUGGAUGCACAGAACUCCCCACCACCAGGGCAGAGAUCCUGACAGAGAUCCUUCUCCCAGUAGAAGAAAAUGAGUCUAGUGCUAAGGAUUGUCAACUCCUUGAAACAGUAGAGCAAACUUUGCUCCAGGAGGCUGGGCAGUUCCCCCAAGUGGGCAAAUAAUAGUCCCUGAGCCAAUCUCCUGUGACCUGGUGGAUGGGGAACAUGAGGGGAUUCCUUGGAGUGAAGCAAAGUAUUGAAACAUUUGCCCAAGUGGGUUCUUGGUCCAAAACUGACCCCAGUUGUACAAGCAGUGAGUCAGCAGUGUGGUGUGUGGAAGAGAAAUAAUCCAAACCCUGCCACUGGAGUGGGAACAGGUGAUGGAAAAUGCAGAAAUGCUGCAGGUGAAUGUUGGCAGAUGGAUGUGACUGAAUUGCCCAGAAAAGGGGGGUGUAAAGAUCUCCUGGUCUUGGGGGAUACCUUCUCUGGGUGGCCAGAGGCUGUUCCUUGUUGCACUAAGCAGGUUGGGAAAGAGACUGCAAUCCUGUUCAGUGCAAUCCUCCCUGUAUUUGGGAUGCCUUUGGGAAUGUCAUCAGACAGAGGUUCCCACUUGACUGCAGAAACAAAAUGCUUCACUCUUGUUUUGCUCUUCUGACAACAGUUCAAACACUGUUGACGUGGGAGGAAAAUUUACAUGUCUUUUUAGUGCCAAAGGUGAUCCAAGUGUUGCCCACAAGUGUCUGUAUUAAGUAAGCAAGACUCUGUAAGGAAUCUGGAAACUGUGUGUGUAAUGUAAAGCCCUGUGUGGCUGUCACUGAAGUGCUGAGGCUGAACAACAGCCCCUGAGCCAAAGCUGAGCUCUAGAUGAACCUUCCAACCUAAUGGGCUGUGUCUCCAUGUAUCUGCUCCUGAGCUAAAACUGGGUCUAUUUGUUGGUACAAAUGUGGUGGGAUGGGACUCCACCUGUGUAUCUGCUCCUGAACCAAACAGGUGUGCUUCUUAGGAAGAUCUGUUAGUCUGGGCUCAUCAGUGAAUCCUGUUUGUAUCUGUUCCUUAACAAAAGAUGUCUGAUUGUGAGCAAAAUCUGAUCUUUCUCUUUCUGUAUCUGGAGAGUGGUGGAGGCCAUGGCAGUCGAUGUCUGGCCUUGUUUGGCAGUGGCUGGUGCAGGGGGAGCCUUAGUUUGAGAGAAGUAGAACAUUGCUCCCAAGAUUCUGCUCUGGCCAAAUAAGGAACAACAGAAUCUUAGAGAAGUCCUGGAGAAUUGGAUCAGGGCUGGAACUCAAGCAAACAGGAUGUGAGCUGAGCUCUGGGGACCCAGAGAAGAUCAAACCAAACAUGACGGUCUCUGUGGGGAAAAGCAGUGAUGCUGAGAACCGAGGUCAAGAAGCAGACACCUGAGCUUUGGGGGGCACCAGAUGCCAAAAAACCCACCAGAGACCCCCAGAGAAGACCCCAAAUGACCAAGUAGGGACUUGCAAUAGGGGUGUGACUGUGUAAAGCACAGUAAUGGACAUGUGUUCAGUAAGGGGGAAUAUCCAAUGCCUCUGGAAUCAGUGGGUGUAAUCCCAAGCCCUGCCUGUGUCCCUGAGCAGGCUGGAUUAGAAGAACUCUCCUGCAGGCGUCCAGCACGCUGCCCUAAAGAAUGCCUGCUUCUUAACACCUCCCAGCUGGGGUUAAGGACUUGCUUUCUGCUGCUUUGGGGCACCAUUUCUGGCCCCAGAUGGGACCCUCUGCCUGAUCUCCCGUGGAUCCGAGGGAUCUCUGGAUCUUCACGCCGGCCCCAGGACUUUCCUGGAGAAGACCACAGAUCCCCGGACUGGUCUGGGAUGGGGGAAGAUCCCACUGGCUAAUAAGGCAUUCUUUUGGGGAAUCCUGUCCCUCUAAGACGUGUGGAUCUUCCAGCUCUUUGGGUGGGUUAUUUGGUGUUCCCCCAUUUGGUCUCUGGCUUUGUUUUCUCCACUGAUCCUUGUUUUGUGUUUGUAUUUGUUUCUGCACUGUAACAUUUGCCCAAGUGGGUUUUUGGUCCAAAACUGACUCCAGCUGUACAAGCAGUGAGUCAGCAGUGUGGUGUGUGGUAGAGAAAUAAUCCAAACCCUGCCACUGGAGUGGGAACAGGUGAUGGAAAAUGUAGAAAUGCUGCAGGUGAAUGUUGGCAGAUGGAUGUGACUGAAUUGCCCAGAAAAGGAGGGUGUAAAGAUCUCCUAGUCUUGGGGGAUACCUUCUCUGGGUGGCCAGAGGCUGUUCCUUGUCACACCAACCGGGCUGGGGAAGUGAGUGGAAUACUGUUGAAUCCAAGAAUCCCUGGAUUCGAGGUACAUUUGGGAAUGUCAUCAGACAGAGGUGCCCACUUGAUUGUAGAAGUGGUACAACAAGUCAAAUCAGGGAUGCAUUAUUGCAGAAUUCCAAAGGCCAGAGCCCCUUGGGUAAUUGAGAGGUUGUCUGAGAAGAAACCAAAUGCUUAAGUCUGCUUUGGCUCUCCUGACAAUAGUUAAUUGGGUCUUGACUUGGGAGCAAAAUUUACAUCUCCUUUUAGUCUCAAACGUGACCCAAGUGUUGCCUCCAAGGGAUUGCUGGGUGUGCACUCCUUUACCUGAAAAGACAAGGAAGCCAUUCACCAUUUCUGCCUUCCCUGUUCUGGCAGAAAUGAUUCCUGGUCACUGGGUGAGCACUUGUGUUCCCCAAAAAGUAGACCCAGCAGUCAGUGUGCAAGUACCCCCCACCACCUCUGACAAUCCUGCCUGUGUCCAAAGCUGUGACCCCCACUAAAGGAACAGGACAAGUGGAUUGUGUUAAUGAGAGGGGCCCGUUUGUGGGAAAUCACCCCCAAUGUCCUCAAACCCUUCCUGCUGGGGAAAUGACUGAUCCUUGGCCGGUCCCCAAAGGAACAGGGUGGGAUUGGUGUGUGGAAAUAACACCUGGGAAGGGUUGCCCCAAAGCUGGAAGGGCAUUUGUAUUUCAGCUUGCAUCAGGAUUCAGUGCUGUAGCUGUUCUAAUGCCUUGAGCUGUAAAAUGAAAUAAAGCUCCUAAGACACUCUAUCCCUUCAGGAGCUUAGUCUGAAAAAAGGGGGAUUUGAUGUGGGAUAUAGAAGACUGCUCCCAACAUUUCUCUAUGGCCAAUCUUGGAGAGGUCCUGGAGAACUGGAUCAGGGAUGUAACUAAGCAAACAGGAUGGAAGCUGAGCUCUGUGGGCCCAGAGAAGAUCAAACCCAAACGUUCCAGUCUUUGUGGUGAAAGGUAAUGACACUGUGUCUGCUCAGAACCGAGGUCAAGAAAUGGACACCUCAACUUUGGGGGGCACCAGAUACCAAAAAACCCACCAGAGAGCCCUGAAGGAGACCCCAAAGGACCAACUAAGGACUUGCAAUAGGGGGGCUGACUGUGUAAAGCAAAGUAACAUCUAUGUCUUAAGUAAGGGAGAAUAUCUAAUGAAUCUGGAAACUGUGUGUGUCAUGUAAAGCCCUGUGUGGCUGUCACUGAAGUGCUGAGGCUGAACAACAGGCCCUGAGCCAAAGCUGAGCUCUAGAUGAACCUUCCAACCUAACAGUCUGUUUAUCCCUGUAUUUGCUCCUUAGCUAAAACUGUGUAUGUUUGUUGGUCAAAGAUGCAGUGUGGAAAGACUCCCCGUGUACCUGCCCCUGAACAAAAUAAAUGUGCUUCUUAGUGAGA